This is a messenger RNA of Owenia fusiformis, 4275 nucleotides long. NCBI's taxonomy places the organism in Eukaryota, Metazoa, Annelida, Polychaeta, Sabellida, Oweniidae. The record is from the annotation of a GenBank genome assembly.
UUUUGAUCGGCCCUUGUAGAUGUAAUUUUACAUUUAGAUCCCAAAUAUCACCUCAGUUUGACUGAAUUUUUAAUUUUUAAUGACGUAAGGUCAAGAUUAUUUCUACUCGCAUCUAGUCUAUUGAACAUGCAUGUACACGUAUCUUUGAUAUCAGUAAGCAGUGAUAGUCACUUUUAUCUGUGUUAUCUGGAAAUGUAUUAAAUGCUUUAUUAUUCACAUGCUGUGGUUCAAAGGUAUAAAUUCAUAUAUACGAUAUAUUAAAUUGUGUUAAUAUCAAUAUAUAAAAGGACAUUCACUACUAGGUUCCAGGAGAAAAAAGUCAAUGAUUUCAUUUGCCAAAUGGUGAAACUAACAACAAGUAGGUAAUUGGGCUUUCAUAUGAGAUGAAUAGGUUGGCCUAGUCAAGUAAUGCAAGUCAGGGGGAGGGGAGAAAGAGAGUUUGAGUAAAUGAACAUUGUAAAAGAGUAUACAUCAUUCUAGUAGUAGAAUUUUGUAGCUUUUUAGGGCUGUUGUGCAAGAGUGAGGAUCAGCUCUUGCCUGGGAUGGCAUACAAAUCAAGUGAACAAUCUUUAUUUUUCCAGAUUAUUUUCUCAGCUAGGAGGCCAGAAAAAGAAGAUGUUUGCAUAGACUUGAACGAAGAAAUGAACCACAGAUAUUUUUAACAUUGAUUGUGAAGAAACAGUCAUACCUGACUUUGUAAACAGAAAUAAGUUUACUUGGAAAAUGAAUAUCAUAAGGCUGGUUUAUUAACAUUGGAAUAAUCAUAAACAUUAUGGAGGGAGAUAAUUUGUUAAGUGACGCUGCACAUAUAGCUGAUGGUGAAACAAAUGCGAUGUCAGAUCAUACCCAGAAGUCAGCCACUGAUUGCAAAAAGGUGCAUAAAUGUGACAUUUGCUUAAAAUUAUUUAAGUUGAAAUCUCAGCUUAAAGUCCACUAUAGAAUUCACAUGGAUGAAAGGAAUUUUAAGUGUGAUGUUUGUUUUAAAUCUUUUUUGCAAAAGUCUCACCUUGAAGUUCAUUCUGAAAUUCAUAUGGCCAAAAAGAACUUUAAGUGUAAUGUCUGCUCAAAAUUAUUUCGACAAAAAUGGAAUCUUAAAAUCCAUCUUAGAUUCCAUACUGGAGAAAAAAAUUUCAAGUGUGAUAUUUGCUUGAGAGCAUUUGCCAUGAAUGCUGCACUUAAAAGGCAUCAACUCAUCCAUACAGGAGAAAGAAAUUUCAAGUGUGAUAUUUGCACCAAGACAUUUGCCUCCAAAUCUGAAGUAACUCUGCAUAGUAAAAUCCAUACUGGUGAGAAAAACUACAAAUGUGAUAUGUGCUGUAAAAAUUUCACACACAAGUCUUCUCUUGUAGUACACAUGAGAAUCCAUACAGGAGAAAGAAAUUACACAUGUAAUGUUUGUUUAAAAGCAUUUAAGACCUUAUCUUAUCUUAAAGAGCACAAUAGAGUUCAUACAGGGGAGAAACAUUUCAAAUGUGAUAUUUGUUCAAAAACGUUUGCUCACAAAUCAUCUCUUGCUAUUCAUUAUAAAAUCCAUACUGGAGACAGGAAAUUCAAGUGCGAAGUUUGCCCAAAAACAUUCACUCGAAAACGAAAUCUUGAGGACCAUUAUAUAAUUCAUACUGGAGAAAAAAAAUUCAAAUGUGAUGUCUGCUCUAAAGUAUUCUUAAGAAAGUAUGCACUUGCACGUCACAGUCGUAUCCAUACAGGGGAAAGGAACUUGAAAUGUGAUGUUUGCUCUAAUACAUUUAUCACUAAAUCACAUCUAGAAACACAUGCUAAGAUCCAUACUGGGGAAAGGAACUACAAAUGUGAUGUUUGUUCUAAAACCUUUAUUACGAAGUCGCAUCUAGAAACACAUGCUAAAAUCCAUACUGGAGAAGGCAAGUUGAAAUGUAAUGUUUGUUCUAAAACAUUUAGCACAAAAUCAUCUCUGAAAAGACAUGUUAAAAUCCAUACUGGAGAAAGGAACUUCAAAUGUGAUGUUUGUUCUAAAACAUUUAUCACUCGAUCCGAUCUGAAAAUACAUAUUAAAAUCCAUACUGGAGAAAGGAACUACAAAUGUGAUGUUUGUUCUAAAUCAUUUAUAACUAAGACACAUCUAAAAAUACAUGCUAAUAUCCAUACUGGAGAAUUUAGAUGUAAUGUUUGUUCUAAAACUUUUUGCACUAAAUCACAUCUUAAAAUGCAUGUCAAAAUCCAUACUGGAGAAAGGAACUUCAAAUGUGAUAUUUGUUCUAAAGCAUUUAUCACUCAAUCUGAUCUGAAAAAACAUGUUAAAAUCCAUACUGGAGAAAGGAAAUCGAAAUGUUAUGUUUGUUCUAUAACAUUUAGUUCUCAAUCUGAUCGGAAAAUACAUGUUCAAAUCCAUUCUGUAGAAAGGAACUUCAAAUGUGAUGUUUGUUCUAAAACAUUUAUUACUAAAUCACAUCUGAAAAUGCAUGUUAAAAUCCAUACUGGAGAAAGGAACUUCAAAUGUGACGUUUGUAUUAAAACAUUUGUCACUCGAUCUGAUCUGAAAAGACAUGUUAAAAUACAUACUGGAGAAAGGAACUUCAAAUGUGAUGUUUGUUCUAAAACAUUUAUCACUAAGUCAAAUCUGAAAAUGCAUGUUAAAAACCAUACUGGAGAAAGGAACUUCAAAUGUGAUGAUUGUUCUAAAACAUUUAUCACUAAAUCCAGUCUGAAAAAACAUAUUAAAAUCCAUACUAGAGAAGAGAACUUCAAAUGUGAUGUUUGUUCUAAUGCAUUUGCCACUAAAUCCAGCUUGAAAAUGCAUGUUAAAAUUCAUACUGGAGAAAGAAAUUUCAAAUGUGAUGUUUGUUCUAAAACAUUUAUCACUAAGUUCCAUCUGAAAAGACAUGUUAAAAUCCAUACCGGAGAAAGGAACUUCAAAUGUGACGUUUGUUCUAAAACAUAUAUCACUAAUUCUGAUUUGAAAACCCAUGUUAAAGUCCAUACUGGAGAAAGGAACUUCAAAUGUGAUAUAUGUUCUAAAAGAUUUAUCACCCAAUCUGAACUGAAUAGACAUAUUAAAUUUCAUUCUGGAGAAAGGAACUUUAAAUGUGCUGUGUGUUCUAAGGCAUUUGUCACUAAAUCGGUUCUGAAACUACAUCUUAAAAUUCAUACCUGAGAACGAAACUUGAAAUGUGAUUUGUUCUCAAACAUAUAUGUUGUUCCCAUCAGAAAAUACAUGUUAAAUUCCAUACUGGAGAAAGGAACUUGAAAUGUAAUAGUUGUUCUAAAACAUUUAUUACUAAAACCAAUCUUAGUACAAAUGUUAAAAUCCAUACUGGAGAAAGACACUUCAAAUGUGAUGUUUGUUCUGAAGCUUUUAUCACCAAAUCCCACCUGAAAAGACAAGUUUAAGUUCAUUAUAUUCAGAUGUGAUGUUUGCUUUAAAUCAUUUUCACUUGACUAGUGACCUUAACUUUAGACUAAUAAAAUUUUGUGGAUUAUUAUUUGAAAUUACCCCAGCCACAAUGCAUGGAAGUUUGUAUAUACUGAUAAUAACCUUGAAGUUAUUCAUGUAAAAUAGAUAUAGGAGAAUAUUAUUUUUUCUGCUUUUGUCAUGAUUUAGUCAUGCCAUGUCAUGCCUAUUUUCUGAAAUAUAUCAGCCUAUUUUCUGAAACAUAUCAGCCUAUUUUCUGAAACAUAUCAGCUUUUUUUCUGAAACAUAUCUGCCUUUUCUCCAAAACAUAUCAGCCUAUUUUCUGAAACAUAUCAGCCAAUUUUCUGAAACAUAUCAGCCAAUUUUCUGAAACAUAUUAGCCUAUUUUCUGAAACAUAUCGUACACUUGUUUAUUUCAGAAUAGUUCUUUUCAUGUUAUUUAGAAAAAAUAUUAAAACCAGUAAGACAUUUUCAAGUCAUGUUAUAUUUUUUGAUAUAGUGGUCAUUGUUCAAGAACAGCACUAGACAAACUGUAAAUGUUAUUUCAGGCCUCUGAAAAUGUGACUGAAAAUAAGUCCACAGACUCAAUUACGCAUCGUUUACUCAUUAAUAAUUUUUUACUAAUAAGCAUUAAUAAUAAUGUAAGUAACUAAAAGAGUAAUUUAACACAUUUUUGUGCAUUUAGAUUAGUUUUGUUAAUAUGUGUAAAUAAAAUAAUAUAUAAAAUGUAAAAACUAAUAGAGUAAUUUAACACAUUUUUGUGCAUUUUUAUUAGUUUUGUUAAUAUGAGUAAAUAAAAUAAUAUAUAAAAAAUGUUUGUUUUUGGCUAUAAUUUUUUGUUAAAAAAUUAUCUUUGGUAGCUCCAAUACAAAUGGAGGGAUUUGGUU